Molecule: messenger RNA, 972 nt
Organism: Lottia gigantea (owl limpet)
Lineage: Eukaryota; Metazoa; Mollusca; Gastropoda; Lottiidae
Exons: 4
Coding region: 1-972 (323 amino acids)
Source: RefSeq, a predicted model, not a curated record
AUGGGUGAAGUGGAAAGAAAAGAUAGAGAGAAAAGAGCUCGGGGAAAUAUGACAACUAUUGAUUCUGGAAAGCCACCUCUUCCUAGGAUUGCUCUAGGAGUUACUCUCAGAAAAAGUCAAGGGGAAACCGAGGAAGACUUCGAGAGAAGAACUCAAAAGUUGAACGAGUUUAGAGAUUAUAAAAGAAUGAACUUCCCACAAGAAAAUCUGGUUCUCCCUGAGAAACCAUUACUUACUAACAGCUACCAACAGCGUCGUCAGUUCCGACGGAAAAUGAUUCUUACCAAUGGAUCGUUACGACCUUUUACAACUACGAUUAAUGGUACGGCCUCUAACAUCAUGCCAGUAUCUUCAGGAGUUGCAGUUAUGGAUACUGGUGUGUCUGAAAGCAUUGUGGGGCGAUCAACGUCUACCAGUCCAGUGUCAGAUCUAACAGCUAUGGCGUCUGCUACGUCAACCAGUCCCGCCCUUUCUUUUGAACAGGAGGAUAAAGAACUACAGAAGAAACUGGAAGAAAGAAAUCCAGUGAUAGAUAUGUCUGUGUAUGUGAUUCCGAGGGGAAUAUUAGAUUUAUCGAAGUAUUUCAUCCAGGCGGAUGUUAACUCUGAUCACCAGGUGGAUGUCAACUCUGAUCACCAGGUUGAUGUCAACUCUGAUCACCAGGUUGAUGUUAACUUUGAUCACCAGGUGGAUGUCAACUCCAAGAAGAUCGCAGGUGAAAUCCUUCAAGAUCUUCUCGACAAUUUUGAUCUUGGUGAAGAAAAUGUAAACCUGGCAUGCCAGAAUGAUUCUUCUGAAGCAGAUGAAGAUGAACACGAAUUGGAGUUUUACGUUCAUUACUGGCUAUUAGGCUCAAAUGGGAAAUGGCCACCUUUCUUGUAUCAUAAAUGUACGACAUGGUUAUAUCCAGAACAAAGACGAAAAUAUGACAUUUGUAUUGAUUCAAGAAGACAAAUAGACAAUCAUCUGUAA